AGCAAGAGGCUGCAAGGCGAAAAGGAAAGGGAGAUGAUCGGGUCUGUGGAAGCUCUUGGUAUGGGGCUGGGUUGGAAAACCCUACCGCCCCGCCAUGUUUGUCUUACAUGGAGUGAGGUCUUUUCCAAUGCCUCCAAUGCCGAUGGUUUCCAGGCACCCCUCCCUUUCCCUCUCUGAGUCUUUUGAGGAUUGGUGUGACAUGCGAUGGUGAAGAAGGCGCCGGGAGGAGGGAGAGGAAGCGCAGGGAUUCCUACAAGCUGUGGGGAUGGGGGCAUCGCCGUGCCCAUACCAGCUCUGGCUGAGAGAUGCAGGUUGAUGGUGCUUGCCGAUCCCUCCCAUGCCUAUGGUUUUUAGUAGCUCGUUCCUCUCCCUUGCCCCUCUUGUAAUGCUCUUACGUUAUGGAUGCGGCUUACAGUAAGAACAGGUGUUCUUAUUUCAGCCGCCUCCUCCACCAACCAUUCUGUCCGCUGCCGGAGAGCUCCGACAAACAACCCAGCCGUUUCAGAACAUCCCCCCUCUGCACCUUUUGUCGUCGGCUGCAACAGAAUGGCACCGCUCCACGCAUCCGUCGCCCUCCUCCCUUUACACCUCCUCCCCCGGUGGUGCCGUGUUAUCCCUCCAUGGUUUGGCUCCUCAUGAAACCUCCACCAGCUGCAAAAUACCAUCUCCACCAACCAUUCUUUCCGCAGCCUGAAAGCUCCGACAAAGCACCCAGCCGUUUCAGAAGGGCAACUCCUUGUUUCCUUGCCCCAUUCUACCGUUUUGACCUAGUGGGGUUCGCCUUAUCUUGAUCCAUCCCCGGCCAAUUUAGUCGCUCCCCAAAACCAACCCCCACUCCCCCUCCUCUCCCUCCAUUCGAUGCUCCCAUCCGAGCGCUCCGUCGCUUUCUUCGCCUUGCUCCUGCUAGGGUUACUCGUCUCCGGCGUGUUGACGCCCGUGGUGCUUGAUCCGUCGGCGGAGAGCGAAUCUUGGGGGACCGCAGCUGCCGCCGCUGCAUCUGCUUCCCCUCUUCCUUCUCCUCCUACUCCUUGGCUUUCAAUUCCUGCUCCGCCUACUAGCGAGAUCUUCCAGGAAGAAAAAUGGACCGACCGGCCAUUGUCGGGGGAUUUGGUACCGGUCGAGGAGUCUCCUCCUUUUGUCCCGGAUCCCAAAUCGGCGUUGCUAUUGAGUUCGGCUGAAAGGUAAGCACUUGGAUUUUGGAUUGGUUCAAGUAAGAGCAGGGUUUUCUGCUAUCGCUCGUAUGUUUUUGAUUGGUUGUGUUUGUUAAAGAUCUAACUUUUUAAAGUUCAAGACACGAAUUUGAAGAUAGUUGUCGUGAAAUUUGACUCUCUCCUUUCGAAAUUCGACAUUACUUGCAGCUUAGUAGAGGCUAGCUGCUGUAACAAUGACAAUUUGCUAGCUGUGAUAGGCGUUCUUUUAAGCAUGUCGACUUGUGCGAAUAUGUGUUUCAAAGUAGCAGCAGCUUGAUUAUGGUAAUUCCUGAAAUUCUCAUGUGGCUCGAUGAAACAUUUUGCACCCACUAAGAACCAUUGGCUUUCUGAUAUUUUCUAUAUUAGCUUAUGGAAACAGUUGUUAGAUGAAUGCAUAGGUAUACCUUCAAGUGGGUGAAACUAAUACUAGGUGUUUUCAAGUUUUGUUAGUGCAAGUAAUUUUGGAUCUAUGAGCAAGCUUAUGAAUGCGAAUCAGCCAGUAAGUGUUCCUUAGGAAUUGUCACAAAUUCCGUUAUGGACCAUGACCAGAUAGUGGAGAGACUAAACGAUGAACAUAUUUCUUUAGUUGGAUCACGAGGCUUGCCUACUUCCCCAAAUGGAUCUCCACUGGGAAAUUGCAUUUUUGAUAGGCCAAAAUUUCCUACAGCAUAUUCUAGUUUUGUAAACUCAAGACAGAGACCCAGAGGUCCAAUCAACUGGCUUUAUCACGAACAAGAGAGUUCUAAUACAUCAUGGAACUCAUUGGAUGAUUCAAAUACUUAUUCAAUCGACGGACAUUCUCAUGUUCAGCAAGGCCGUGGCUUGUCAACACAAUCUAUUUAUGGUCAUGGUUGGCUAUUUAUUCUCUCUGUGCCUAUAUUUGCAUUUUGCUAUUUUGGGUUGAGAAAGCUGUUCAAGAAUGAUAAAAAAUAUAAUGAUUUGAAGGAAAAGCAAUCUGUCGUUCCUAAGAAGAGAAAAUCUCGGAAGUCUGGAAAGUUGAAAAAUGCUACCAUCAGUGUUAGUCAUGACAGACAUACUUUAUCCAUGAAAGAGAAUGCUGAAACCAAUGGGCAUAAUCAAAUUCAGGUCAAUGGAAGUUAUUCAUUUAUACCUGAUGGUGAUAGUGAUGGGCGUUGGGUUGGAAGACUUUUUGUUACAAAUAUUGAAAUCGGUCACGGGAGCAAUGGUACAGUCGUCUUUGAAGGAUUUUAUGGUGGUCGUCCAGUUGCUGUAAAACGGCUUCUUCGUGCACAUCAUGAUGUUGCCUUUAAAGAGAUUCAGAAUCUUACUGCAUCUGAUCGACACCCAAAUAUUGUUCGGUGGUAUGGAGUAGAACAAGAUUUGGAUUUUUUGUAUAUCUCACUGGAGCGUUGUAUUUGCAGCCUAAGUGACUUAAUAUGCAUAUGCUCAGAUUCUUCUUCACAUUCAGUAUCUGUGGAAAAUCAAACUUUAAAUUCUGUGGUCGAAGAUAAAGUUCAAUUAAGCUUGGUGAAAGGUAUCAGAAAGGAUGUUAACUUGUGGAGAUCAAAUGGGUUUCCUUCAAGCCAACUCUUAAAGAUAAUGAGGAGCAUUUUUCACUUCAGCUUCAACUGUAUGAAAAAGAACUUGAAUUGGAUAUACUUGUUGGGAAACUCUUGGACCUGUUCCUCAAGGAUUUGAUAUGUACUUUGCAAGUCGAUUCCCAAAGCUCCUAAUUGAAGUCUACAAAGUGGUUUACCGAUUCUGUAAGGAAGAGGAUUCCCUUAGCAAGUAUUUCGAAAGCAGCCUUUUGUAGGUUCAAAAUGCUUGUUUUGUACUUCUUGGAUGCAAUAACUAAACCCUAGUAUAUUAUCCUAAAAAGGUUGUAUCUACUAUGUUUAUAAUCCAAAUCCUGCUUAAUUCAUUGCAAAUUGUGAUUC
Molecule: messenger RNA, 3088 nt
Organism: Musa acuminata subsp. malaccensis (wild Malaysian banana)
Lineage: Eukaryota; Viridiplantae; Streptophyta; Magnoliopsida; Zingiberales; Musaceae
Source: RefSeq, a predicted model, not a curated record